CUUCUGAGUUUAUAUAUCUUUCUCCCAUUUUCCAAGUUGUAUACCAAUAUAUCUUCUAUACAACCCUCUUUUUUCAGCUCUGAGUAUACUAAAAACAAUAUUCAUCUCUAAUCAAACUCACAAUCAAUUGCUUCAGUUUCUUCAACUUGAUCUUAAUUUUAUCUCUACUGCUUCUGUCUCUGUUUCUAUUUCUCUAGCUUUCUUCCAAUAUUUUCCAUACAGCCAGCCCUCUUUUUUUAGCUCUGAAUAUACAAAAUAUCAAGACUCUUGAAAAUGGUUGAUGCCUUUGUGUCAUUUGCAGUUGAAAAACUGGGCAAUUUCCUCAUACAAGAAGUUGGCUUGCGUUUAAGUAUCAGAGAGGAUGUGCAGUGGCUGACUGAUGAGCUGCGUUUCAUGCAAUCUUUCCUCAAAGAUGCAGAGGAAAAGCAAAGUGAAGAUCAAAGAGUGCAACAAUGGGUGUUUCAAAUCAACUCUUUUGCUAAUGACGCUGUCGCUAUACUGGAGACUUACAGCUUCGAGGCUGGUAGAUAUAGUGACGAUGGAUUUGCAAGUCGUCUGAAGGCUUGCACUUGCAUCUGUAGGAAGGAGACCAAAUUCCGCAAAGUUGGCAAGGAGAUUCAAUCACUCAAGCAGCGAAUCAUGGACAUCUCUCGCAAACGAGAGACUUAUGGUAUUAGAAAUAUCAAUAAUGUAGGAGAAGGACCAAAUAAUUAUAGGCCAAAAAAUCAGAGAUCUGGCUUAAGGAGAACUACCUCCUAUAUGGAUAAGCAGGAUCAAAUUUUUGUUGGCUUUAAGGAUGUUGUAGAAAGAUUGCUUGCUGAACUUGUCAAAGCAGAGCCACGCCGAACCGUCAUCUCCAUUUAUGGCAUGGGCGGGUUAGGCAAGACUACUCUUGCAAAAAAUCUCUACCACUCCCCUAUUCUAACAGAUAUCUUCAAUGCACGCGCUUGGGUAUGUGUUUCUCAACAGUAUAACACCAUGGAUCUCCUUAAGGAUAUCAUCAAAUACAUCCAAGGACGUGACAGGGAAACUCUAGAUCUGCUGGAAAAGAUGACGAUCACAGAUCUAGAAAAACACCUUCAGGAUCUACUGAAAGAGAAAAAAUACCUUGUGGUGGUUGAUGAUAUAUGGCAGAGAGAAGCAUGGCAAAGUCUGGAAAGAGCACUCCCAGAUAGCAAUAAUGGAAGCAGAGUUAUUAUUACCACGCGCAAUGCGGAUGUGGCCAAAAGAGCAGAUGACAACGGUCUUCCCCAUAACCUUCGUUUCCUAACAGAAGAAGAAAGUUGGGACCUCUUUUGCAGGAAACUACUCGACGUUGAGGCAAUGAUCCCAGCAAUGGAAACGCUAGCUAAGGAAAUGGUGGGCAAAUGUGGAGGCUUACCUCUUGCAAUUGCUGCACUAAGCGGGCUUCUUUCACAUAAAAGGGGGCUAGAAGAAUGGGAAAGGGUGAAGGAACACCUUUGGAACAGUGUGAAAAAUGACUUUAUUGCAAUCUCGGACAUACUAUCACUGAGCUACAAUGAAUUGCCAACUGUGCUCAAACACUGUUUUCUUUACUUUGGUAUUUUUCCAGAAGAUCAUCAGAUUGAUGCUAAAAACCUAAUGUGGUUGUGGAUGGCUGAUGGAUUGAUACCAAGAGGAGAAGAAAGAAUGGAGGAUGUAGCUCAAGACUUCCUGAAUGAGCUGAUAAGGCGAAGCUUGGUUCAAGUGGUACAUACAUUUUGGGAAGAAGCUGUUACAUGUAGGAUUCAUGAUCUACUUCGGGAUCUUGCCAUACAAAAGGCAUUGGAGGUAAACUUCUUUGAAAUUUAUGGUCCGAGAAAGCAUUCCAUAUCCUCCUCAUGUCGCAGACAUACCAUCCAUGGUCAAGGAGAAAGGUACCUCACUCUUGAUAUUUCCAAAUUGAACUUAAGGUCAGUUACAUUCUUUGAUCAAAGAGGUCUUAAGCUGGAUGGGAUAAAGUUCCGCAAUAUGUUCCAACAUUUAUAUGUGCUAUACUUGGAUGAUUCUGUCAGAUUUACACUACCAGAUGCCAUAGGAAGUUUGUACAGCCUCAGAUACUUAAGCUUUACAGGUCGUUGUGGUAUCCCCUCCUCCAUAGGCAACCUCAAGAAUUUACUGACACUCCAGGCCUUUAAUGCAGACUUCUGCCGACUACCUCCUGAGAUAGCUAACCUAGUAAAUCUAAGACAUUUAGUCGUUCGAUAUUCAGAACCUCUGCAACAUAUAAACAAACUCACAAGUCUUCAAGUUCUUAGAGGCAUUUAUUGUGAUCAGUGGCGAGAUGUUAACCCUUUUGAUUUAGUCAAUCUUCGAGAAUUAAGAAUGAAUGAUAUUAAGAAAUCUUACUCCCUAAACAACAUUAGCAGCUUGAAAAGCCUUAGUACUCUCCAACUGGGGUGUGAACUUAAUGAAUCAUUCCCAGCCCUAGAAUUUCUUAGUUCUUGUCAAAAGCUCCAGAAAUUGUGGUUAAUUGGGAGAAUAGAAAAACUGCCUCAAAAGCUCCAGAAAUUGUGGUUAUUUGGGAGAAUGGAAAAACUGCCCCUAUCGGACCCAUUUCCAAAUUCAAUCACAAUGAUGAUCCUUGCUAGGUCAAAACUCAUGGAAGAUCCGAUGCCUAUUCUGGGAAUGUUGCCAAACCUAAGGAAUCUCCAAUUAUUUGAAGCUUAUGAAGGAAAAGAAAUUACCUGCAGUGAUAACAGCUUCAGUCAGCUGGAGUUCCUUCAUCUUAUUGAACUUGAGAAGCUAGAAAGAUGGGAUUUAGCCACAAGUGCAAUGCCUCUGAUUAAAGGUCUUCGUAUCUAUAGUUGUCCAAAUCUAAACAAGAUUCCCCAAAGAAUGAAAGACGUGGAGAAGAUCUGAUUUUUGAUGAAGCUUUUCAAAGCAUAUAUAAUAUCCUAUUUCAAGAGGAAAACCAAUUAGUUGUUGGUGGAAAAUAAAAUGACAGAUGCGGGUACUGUAGCGAACCACUUGAAGACUUUCACAUUGUAGAAGCAUUAAUCAGAUUUCAGGGUUGUCAAUGAGAGCUUAUCUCAUACUUGAAUAUUUUGAUUUGGUUUUUGAGUGUUUAAUUUCCUUUUGUUUUGGGUUUUAUUGAGUAUGCGGAAUUGGUUUGAAUAGAAUUGUUUCUGG
This is a messenger RNA of Lycium barbarum (goji berry), 3132 nucleotides long. RefSeq names its product disease resistance protein RPP13-like. Gene Ontology annotation, biological process: defense response to other organism. The coding region runs from base 274 to 2862 and encodes 862 amino acids. Gene Ontology annotation, molecular function: ADP binding. The transcript is spliced from 2 exons. Lineage: Eukaryota; Viridiplantae; Streptophyta; Magnoliopsida; Solanales; Solanaceae. The record is from RefSeq and is a predicted model, not a curated record.